UUGAUUAUCUUGAUUUCCCAAUAUUAUGUCCUGCGAAACAUUGGGAAAAUUGUGUUUAAAAAUGCAAUUUAAAAUGUGACGAAGUUUUGUGAAGCGAAUGCAAAGAGAAAAAAAUGUUAUUUUCUUUUUAGAUUAUGUUCUAAUAUAUUGUGAUUUUUUUGUUAUUAUUUGAUAAACAUAAAGGAUGUGACGGUUUGUUGGUCUUACCAGAAUUCAGUGUGCCCAAAUUUGAUUUAUUGUCAACAUAAUUUCCUGUAAAAAAAAUUGAGUUCUCGUUUGAUGUUAGCUCUGGAAGAUUUUAUCCAUAUGAUUUUGUCACAGUGAAAUAACAUAACUUUAUGUAUCUAGAAUCGAUUCAAAAUAUAUUCAUUGAUAUAAAAAUCUUCAGCGUUUGAUUCCCACUUCUUGUAUUGUACUGCAAAUCCGUUACUCCAUUGGACUUUUAAAGUUUUCCUCGGUAUGCCGUCGGCGCUGCUGUCGGUUUGAUGAAAAACUUCUCCUUGCCAUCUGCAGCGCCAGUGUAGUGAGAGAUGUCGAGUUUGGGGAAGUAGCCAUUUGUUAUUUUUUCCAAAUAUGUCAAUUUCUUUGCAUGAAGCCGUGUUUUCUGGUGAUAUUAAGGUCCUGUCGCAACUCCUGAGAACACAAGAUGUCACACAGAAGGACAAACAUGGCAAUACACCUCUCCACCUGUCCGUGAUGUUGGGCAAAAAAGAAUGCACUCAACUGCUCCUGGCCCACGGUGCCCCCGUGAAAGUAAAGAACCUUCAAGGCUGGUCACCUCUGGCGGAAGCCAUCUCUUAUGGGGAUCGACCUACAAUUCACCUGCUGCUGUGGAAGCUGAAGAAGCAGGCACGCGACCAGAUGGAGCAGCGACGUCCCAACCUGGUGAAGGCACUCCAGCAGAUGGGCGAUUUCUACAUGGAGCUCAAGUGGGACUUCCAGUCGUGGGUUCCUCUAGUCUCGCGGAUUCUGCCGUCUGAUAUUUGCAAGAUCCAUAAGGCGGGCUGUUCCAUUCGACUGGACACAACACUCGUGGACUUCUCGGAGAUGAAAUGGGAGCGUGGAGACAUAUCAUUUAUAUUUCGUGGUGAUAAAACACCCAAAGAGUCACUGACUGUGCUCGAUAAUGAGUAUCAAUGCUACCAGCGUGUUCGCUAUGAGGAAACCGAGGCUGAGAUUGAGGAUGAGGUGGAUAUCCUCAUGUCCAGUGACAUAAUGGCAGCGCAAAUGUCAACGAAGAGUAUUAACUUCACACGAGCACAAUCUGGAUGGAUUUUCCGGGAGGAUCGCAAGGAGACAAUUGCAGGACAAUACGAAUGCGAUUUAUACUGCAUCAAUGGACUUGUGUUGGAGUCCAGAAAGCGCAGAGAGCACCUCUCCAGGGAUGAUUUGCAGAAGAAUAAGGCUCUGAUGGAGUCUUUUACCAAAGGACACUCACAGAAUGUUGACCAAAAUGGGGAGAUCCUUCGAAGAACAUCCCUUUCUCCGCCGGCAAAUGCCAACGUAUCGUGGGAUGACUAUAUAAAGGCAGAACCAGGGGAACAUCCAAAAUUAGGCAGGGAUUUAGUUUAUAAGGAAUCUAGCAAGACAUUUCGAGCUACAGUAGCAAUGAGUAAGGACUUUCCACUAAAUGUAGACAUGCUUCUCAAUGUGUUGGAAGUGAUUGCACCCUUUAAGCACUUUUCCAAGCUGCGUGAGUUUGUGACACUGAAACUUCCCAGCGGCUUUCCCGUGAAGAUUGACAUACCCAUCCUGCCGACGGUCACAGCGAAGAUAACAUUCCAGAAAUUUGAGUUUCGCGACAAUAUUCCAGCUAGCAUGUUUGAGAUUCCGGAGAACUACGUCGAGGACAACAUGAGUUCACUCAACUCGGAGGAAAGCUAGAGCGAUCGCUGCAAUGGAAGUGAGGAAAAUGUCGAUUUGUGCCCUUGUGGUGCUCCUGGGAAUCGUGGGUGGUGUUUUGGGUGAGAAAAAGUAUAAGAUGAAGGAUAUGAUGCGGAAGUCCAUUGUCUUCGAUAAGAUGACGCCAGACGU
Phlebotomus argentipes is the source of this 2034-nucleotide messenger RNA. RefSeq names its product ankyrin repeat domain-containing protein 13C. The transcript is spliced from 8 exons. The record is from RefSeq and is a predicted model, not a curated record. Lineage: Eukaryota; Metazoa; Arthropoda; Insecta; Diptera; Psychodidae. Gene Ontology annotation, cellular component: cytoplasm. Gene Ontology annotation, molecular function: protein binding. Bases 574 to 1884 code for a protein of 436 amino acids.